UACCGGGACAGAAAGUCCUUCUGUCUGCGCAGGUUCAGCAUGCUGUCAGGCCGUCUGCUCUGCCGUCCUGCUGCCAGUGAAGGAGCAGCGUUUGACUGUGAAACUGUCGUGCAGUCGGUCACCGUCCUCGGGCUGAAGAGCAAACCGUCCACGGUGCUCGUGCACGUGUCAGGUGAGGACACCUCCGCUGCGUUUGAGUACUCGGAGACCUGCAGCUCGCUGACGGUCGGCGGCCUGAAGCUCAGAGUGGCGACAGACUGGGACAUAAAGUUUACAGGUUAACUGUCGUGUGACGCUGAUUUUUCUCUGGGUUUCUUUUUCGUGUGAAGCUGUGAGAAUAUUUUUUUUAGCAAUAAAAAAGCGUUAAAUAAAUAAAAAUAUAAAAAAU
Molecule: messenger RNA, 388 nt
Organism: Plectropomus leopardus (leopard coralgrouper)
Lineage: Eukaryota; Metazoa; Chordata; Actinopteri; Perciformes; Serranidae
Source: RefSeq, a predicted model, not a curated record